Colias croceus (clouded yellow) is the source of this 1726-nucleotide messenger RNA. RefSeq names its product facilitated trehalose transporter Tret1-like. Lineage: Eukaryota; Metazoa; Arthropoda; Insecta; Lepidoptera; Pieridae. The transcript has 8 exons. Gene Ontology annotation, molecular function: transmembrane transporter activity. Gene Ontology annotation, cellular component: membrane. The coding region runs from base 362 to 1720 and encodes 452 amino acids. Gene Ontology annotation, biological process: transmembrane transport. The record is from RefSeq and is a predicted model, not a curated record.
UCAUAGUUAUAUUUGUCCUAAAAAGGUCCUAAGUGAUAGCGCUUACGUCAAUUUACAUACAUUAGGUAGCAUUAUGCUAACUAUGCCGAGAUUUUUUAAACUUCUUUGGCAAGAUUCAAAGAUACCAAAAUCGUCGCAUUACUCCAUGACGAGACGGUAAUGCCAUUACCCGACCUUGAAAUUUUACUCUCAACGCGCCUAAAGAAGUUUCACUUCAAAAUAAAUAAUUAAACUUACUGCGUGAACAGGUAGAUUAUAAAUAUAUAACAAUGUAUGUAUAUCUACCAAAUAUGCUCUUUCAUAAGAAGUAAUUAUUAGUAGGUUACAUACAAUUAUUUUUGCAGUGAGCGGCCUCUGCUUCAUGCUAGGCGUCUCCUUCACCUGGCCAUCUUCGACCAUGGGUCUCUUCACAUCCCCAAACACACCUCUAAAUAGAAUGAUGACGGAAUUUGAAGUGUCCCUGCUUGGUAGUUUGUCGUGUAUUAGUGCAGUUUUAACUCUACCCUUUACCGGAAUCCUGAUGGAAAAGUUUGGCAGAAAAUAUACGUGUUUUGUUCUAUAUGCGAUGCAAAUGAUCUCCUGGACAAUCGUCAUAUCCAUCAAUUACGUGGAGGCCAUUUUGCUGUCCAUUUUUAUAUCAGGCAUAACCAGUUGCACCCUGCUCUUCAUACCUCUAUACGUGAGCGAAUUCUGCCAGGAAUCCAUUAGAGGUUCUAUGGCAUCCAGUGUGCUGAUGUUCUUCGCUUUUGGCAUGCUCACAUCCUACCUCAUGGGUGGUCUGUUAGCGUAUAAUGUCAUGAACUAUAUAUCAUUGGGUCUGGCUGUUGCGGGCAGUCUGCUUAUCUUUCUGGUUAAAGAUUCGGCACUGUAUCUGAUGACUCAGGGACGGGAACGCGAAGCCGCGCUGUCUGUUGCACAUUACAAAAGUUUAAAUGUUAAUUCAAAGGAAGUUGAAAAUGAAAUAGAACACAUUAAGAAACUUCUGAAUCCAGAAUUAGAUGAUGCAAUUACGCCAGAAGAAGAAACGUUAAAACCGGAAUUCAAACGCAAAGAAAAACUGUCUAUUUGGAGAUUCCUAAAAAAAUCCAGAUCAUCCCGUCGCGCCCUCGUCGUCUGUCUGGUGCUUUACACCGCUACCGUCUUCCAAGGUCUGGUAGUGGUGCAGGUGUACGCAGCACCGCUGUUUAGCAAGGCCGUACCGAGCAUGUCUGCUACUGUGUCUAGUGUUGUAUUCGCGAUUGUUACUAUAGUGGCUGGCAUGAUUGCUGCGUAUCUUGUUGAGGUUUUGGGGAGAAAGCCACUCAUGGUACAUUCAUCAAUAGCUUCGGCUGUUUGCUGCAUCCUUCUGGCAACCCAAAUCCAGUUCGAAUGGGGACCCAACUGGAUUACUGCAGUCUUCAUUUAUCUGUUCUGCAUUUUUUAUACAAUAGGUGCUGGUACUAUACCGUAUAUCUAUUCUGCAGAAGUAUUUUUACCUGAAAUAAAAAGCUUCGCAUCGCUAUUCGCGAUGGAAUGGGCUUUCAUUGGAUUCUUCAUUGUACUUUUUAUUUUCAACCCCCUUGUAAAUUAUAUAGGCCUAGGCGGUGUGUUCUACAUCUUCGCAGCGGUGUGUCUGCUGACUGCGAUAUUCUGUGGCUUCUUCAUGCCGGAGACAAAAGGGCUGACUGUUGAUGUUAUACAGCUACAGUUUGCUAAAACACGAUUUCAAAAUAAAGCGUGAAUCUCA